Colletes gigas is the source of this 2069-nucleotide messenger RNA. It is a transcript of the gene Psn, whose product is annotated as presenilin-1. Bases 292 to 1785 code for a protein of 497 amino acids. Gene Ontology annotation, biological process: Notch receptor processing; protein processing; membrane protein ectodomain proteolysis. The transcript has 7 exons. Gene Ontology annotation, molecular function: aspartic endopeptidase activity, intramembrane cleaving. The record is from RefSeq and is a predicted model, not a curated record. Lineage: Eukaryota; Metazoa; Arthropoda; Insecta; Hymenoptera; Colletidae. Gene Ontology annotation, cellular component: perinuclear region of cytoplasm; mitochondrial inner membrane; apical plasma membrane.
GCCGACAGGUGUCGAGAUUAUUUUGUAAAAAUCUUAAACUAGUCUCGAGGCGUGCAUUUUUUCAACGAUCAAAAGUUUCUUACAUUGCACUGUUCGGGGUCCGAAUCUCGCGAGUAACCGUCGAUACGCAAAAAAUUGAUCGAAUAUUUUUGUACCGUUUUUUUGGAUGUAAUCGCGAGUCGCUGCGACGCGAGGAAACGAAGCGCGGAUAGUACAAAAAAAAAAGGAGCGUGUGUGGGGCUGUCAAAAGUGUUCUUAUGUCGAUUUAUUCGCUACCAUAGGUGUUGAUGAAUGUCUGGGAGUGACGCUUACGAUUCGGCGGACGAAUACACAAGCCUAAUGGACGGUCACGUCGCGGAGUCUCGCACGGAUGAUCUGGGCUUAGUCACUGGUCGGAAAAGACGUUCGCGUAUUAGUAACGAAGAGGUAGAAAAUGGUGUUCCCGAUGUACAUAUUCAGGCACCAGGUAUGUCAAAUGCCGGGCUUGUUAGGAGGGGUACGCCUGGUAAUAGCGGUCAGAGCAGAUCUAGGAACUAUAGAGACGAGGAGGAAGAAGAAUUAAAAUAUGGAGCUGCACAUGUCAUUAAAUUAUUUGUGCCUGUAUCUCUUUGUAUGUUAGUUGUAGUCGCCACAAUUAGUUCUAUAAAUUUCUACACUACCAAAGGAUUAUACUUAGUGUACACUCCGUUUCAUGAAGACAGUCCGGACACAGGUACCAAAGCUUGGCAAGCGGUUGCCAAUUCCUUGAUACUAAUGAGCGUCAUUGUUGUUAUGACCAUGAUACUUAUUGUCUUAUAUAAAUAUAAAUUUUACAAAGUGAUCCAUGGGUGGUUGAUAAUAAGUUCCUUACUGUUGUUAUCCAUAUUCUCUGUUUUGUACUGCGAACAAGUAUUAAAAGCUUACAACAUUCCAAUGGAUCUGUUCACGUUAGGUAUAGUUUUAUGGAACUUUGGAGUAGUUGGAAUGAUAUGUAUACACUGGCAGGGUCCAUUGCAAUUGCAACAAGCGUAUCUUAUUUUCAUCUCUGCCCUGAUGGCUCUUGUUUUUAUCAAAUAUUUACCCGAAUGGACAACAUGGGUCGUAUUAGGUGUUAUCAGUAUUUGGGAUUUGAUAGCUGUAUUAACACCAAAGGGGCCUUUAAGGAUACUCGUAGAGACAGCUCAAGAACGGAACGAAUCCAUUUUUCCUGCCUUGAUUUAUUCUUCCACCGUCAUGUAUACGGCUACAAUGACUUACGCUGGUUACGUGCAAGCAGCAACGUUGACUACUAGCGAUUCAGCUGCUGGUGACAGUGUAGCAUAUCCUAUGCGCGGUCAAGUGGAGAAUCAAAAUAAUUCUGCAUCGGGAGAUGCAGAGGAAGGCGGGUUUACACCCGAGUGGGUAGAAUCGCACGGCGACAGAGGAGCAAGACGAGCGCAAGAGGUACGCGAGAACACAUCGUCGGUAACAGAAACCUCAAGACAACAAGACGAUCGAGUGGUACGAGGACCGCAAGUCGCAGUCACCGAGGAAGAACGAGGUGUCAAGUUGGGGCUUGGCGAUUUUAUAUUUUACAGCGUUUUGGUUGGAAAAGCUUCCAGUUACGGCGAUUGGAACACAACAUUGGCUUGCUUCGUCGCCAUUCUCAUUGGACUUUGUUUGACUCUCUUGUUGUUGGCUAUAUUUAAGAAAGCGUUGCCAGCCCUACCGAUAUCCAUUACUUUUGGUUUAACAUUUUAUUUCGCCACCAGAGUAAUCGUCGCGCCGUUUGCAGAUAGCUUAGCGAGCGAGCAAGUGUUCAUUUAACUAUAGGUAUGACAAGCAUAACAUUAUUUACUAUAAUUUAUUACAAAAGGAUAGUGCCUACUUAUGCUCACUUAUGAUCGUCUAUAGCUUUUAUAUUCCGUUUAAACACUCUCUUCGUACUCGUCGUUAUUCAAACUUGUAUUUUGGACACGUAAUUGUCCUGUGACAUGGUACAAAUCAACAUACUAUACCGUGCGUUGUAUGAACUGGAUAAUCUAGUAUUUUUUAACAGAGUAUUCAUUGCAUCGGAUAGAAAUCCAGUGUUACAGAAAUGCUCAAGACAA